AUGGCCACCACCAGCAACGCCCAAGGAGACGAACCGCCGAGAUCUACCGCACUGGAAAGGCAGGUCCAGACCCUCAUGACGGCGGUCGAACGACUCACAAAACAGAAUCAUGAUCUGGAGGAACAGCUACGUCAAAGGGAUGCAGGACCUAACCCUCAGGAACGAAACCAGGAAGGUGACAGUGCCGAGAGAAGGGAGCGAGAGAAUCCAGAGGACAGCAACAUCCCAAGUCGACAGGAGCGGCAAAACGAGAGCUUUCCGUCUCUCACGGAUCCUGUCCCCCCACCUAUCAUCGCGGAGAUACAGGCGAUGAAGGAGCAGAUGGAGGUCAUGAUGAACGCCCUCAAGGGGCGGGUAUCCUCCGACCUCGACGAUUUAGUAAACAGGGCCGACUCACCAUUCACUGCGUCCGUCAACUCAUUCCCCCUGCCACCGAAGUUCCGAAUGCCUCAGAUCGAAAGUUACGACGGGGUCAAGGAUCCCCUCGAUCAUCUAGAGACCUUCAAGACCCUGAUGCACCUUCAGGGGGUACUUGACGAGAUCAUGUGCAGGGCGUUCCCGACCAUACUGAAGGGACCUGCGAGGGUUUGGUUAGGUAGACUGACACCGAACUCCAUCAAUACUUUCAAGGAGUUGAGCGCCCAGUUCACCUCCCACUUCAUUGGCGGUCAUCGGUACAAGAGGUCCACCGAGUGCUUGAUGAGCAUCAAGCAGCGAGAAGACGAGACGUUGCGAGCCUACAUAACCCGUUUUAACAAAGAAGCCCUCUCGAUCGACGAAGCGGACGAUAAGAUACUCGUAGCCGCGUUUACAAGUGGGCUGCGGAAGGGGAAGUUCUUGUUUUCCUUAUACAAGAACGACCCAAAGACCAUGGCGGAUGUACUCUACAGGGCUACCAAGUAUAUGAAUGCAGAAGACGCACUAUUGGCCCGCGAAGAGAAACCUAAGAAGAGGGAGAGGCAGGAGGAUAUGCGACAAGAUAGGGGGCGAAAGGUCGCUAGAACCGGGGAUCAACGUGAUGAAAGGCGCUUCAAACCCCCCACAGGAAGAUUCACCAAUUUCACCUCAUUAACCGCCCCAAUCGACCAAGUACUGAUGCAAAUCAAAGAUGAAGGAGCAUUGACAUUCCCAAGGAAGUUGAAAGGGGAUCCCAACAAAAGACCGUGA
This is a messenger RNA of Quercus robur (English oak), 1167 nucleotides long. RefSeq lists its product as uncharacterized. Bases 1 to 1167 code for a protein of 388 amino acids. NCBI's taxonomy places the organism in Eukaryota, Viridiplantae, Streptophyta, Magnoliopsida, Fagales, Fagaceae. The record is from RefSeq and is a predicted model, not a curated record. The transcript has a single exon.